UGAUUGUGAUUUCCGUCAUCACCCGACACUGAUUGGCGAUUACCGUUAGUGCAAGUGAGAGGCCCUAGAGGCAGUCAAAAUAAAAGAAGUAUUUGUUUGUUAUUUAUCAUUAAAAUAAAUAGAGCUAUUGAUUCAAUUUUCCAUUGCCAUUCAAUACUUAGAUGGCUAAAAACUAAUGGAGCAGUCUUGAUCAUUUAUUCGUCUCUAGUUUUUAACUGAUGGACUGAAAGAUUCCUUCCUCAAAGUCAAUUAUUUACCGGCCAAUAAUGUUUGCAGUGCUUGAAAGAUUGUUAUUUAUAGUUUGGAACAUUGGAACUUAACUAAGGUUAUGCCAUUCAAUGAAAUCACCAUUUUACUAAGUGACUGAUCCAGUAUGACUUCUUUAACGACAAGCGCCCCUUCAUCUGCUGAUGCCUGUCUAAGUAUUGUUCAUAGUUUGAUGUGCCAUAGACAAGGCGGAGAAAGUGAAGGGUUUGCUAAAAGAGCGAUAGAAUCAUUAGUAAAGAAGUUAAAAGAGAAAAGGGAUGAAUUAGAUUCUCUUAUUACGGCUAUUACAACAAGUGGAGCCCACCCUAGCAAAUGUGUUACUAUCCAGAGGACUUUGGAUGGGAGAUUACAGGUGGCUGGAAGGAAAGGAUUUCCGCAUGUCAUCUAUGCAAGGAUCUGGAGAUGGCCUGAUUUACACAAAAAUGAACUAAAACACGUUAAAUACUGUCAAUUUGCUUUUGACUUGAAAUGUGAUUCAGUUUGUGUAAAUCCUUAUCACUACGAACGAGUGGUUUCACCAGGAAUUGAUUUGUCGGGACUUACUUUGCAAGCUGGAGCUCCCCGUAUGAAAGAUGAAUAUAGUGCAGGUACUGUGUCAGGUACUUCCAUGGAGGUGGACAGUGAUCUUGGCAUAACAGUAUCACAAACAAUACAACAUCAUCCUCCACAGCAGAAUUUCAAUUUGGCAGCCCUGCAAUCACCAACAAACGAUCCUGGAUUGUAUAGUUCUUCAAAUAGAGGCAUAUUGGGUCCUAGAUUACCAAAAAUCGAGGGUGGACCAGACCCCAACAGGUCAAACUGGUUGCCACAUAUGCAUAGGCCUCGUCAUCCUGCUCAGACUCAGGUAGCAGCAACAGUUAUAAAUAAUCAACAAACAGGGCCUUCUACGUCGAGCAUGCAUAGUUCAGCAGUUCAUAACAGUCCAGGGCAGUUUUAUAGUAAUGCACAAACAGCGAUCAAUUCCGAAAGAUCACAAGAAACCAUUACACAAAAUAUAGUAAGUAACUCGCCAGUGUCUCCUCGUUUGCAACAAAAUGGAUUCAAUGGGUCCAACAAUACAACUGUUAAUAGUGCUUCUGGCAAUGCCCAACCUGCUACAACUCUUCCCCAAUCAUAUAUUACUGGAGCUGGUGGUACUUGGACUGGAUCAAACACGCUCACAUAUACUCAAAGUAUGCAACCUCCUGAUAAUCGACAUCAUAGUAAUACUUAUUGGAAUCACAAUUCCUCAAACCAAUUAGGAUCAGACGUAAAUAUUGGAGGAUUAUUAUCUACUCAACCUGCACCAGAAUAUUGGUGUUCUGUAGCCUAUUUUGAGCUGGAUACUCAAGUGGGUGAAACCUUUAAAGUUCCAUCGAAUUGUCCCAACGUGACAAUUGAUGGUUAUGUGGAUCCUUCUGGUGGAAAUAGGUUUUGUUUGGGCGCAUUAAGUAACGUGCAUCGUACUGAACAGAGUGAGAGAGCAAGGUUGCACAUUGGUAAAGGUGUCCAACUUGACCUCAGAGGAGAAGGCGAUGUUUGGUUGCGUUGCCUCAGCGACCACUCAGUCUUUGUGCAAAGUUAUUAUUUGGACAGAGAAGCUGGUAGACAACCAGGGGAUGCAGUGCAUAAAAUAUACCCGGCAGCAUAUAUUAAGGUUUUUGAUUUGAGGCAAUGCCACCAUCAAAUGACUACCCAAGCCCAGACUGCACAGGCGGCAGCGGCUGCACAAGCUGCUGCUGUAGCGGGGCACAUUCCGGGACCGCAUUCAGUUGGGGGAAUAGCACCAGCUAUCAGUCUUUCUGCUGCGACUGGUAUCGGAGUUGAUGAUUUAAGAAGACUUUGUAUUCUAAGAUUGAGCUUUGUCAAAGGAUGGGGUCCCGAUUACCCUAGACAGUCCAUUAAAGAAACCCCUUGCUGGAUAGAAGUUCAUUUACAUAGAGCUCUUCAAUUGUUGGACGAAGUAUUACAUACUAUGCCCAUAGAUGGCCCCAGAGGUAUAGAAUAGAUGUAAAAUGUUGGUUCCUUGAUAACUCCUAUUCUAGAUUCGAGUUAUAUACUCCUUUUAUGUAGUUUAGGAUAUUAGUUUUAGUGCUGAAAAAAAGUACUGUGAAGUGCAUAUACGUAAAUAUUGUAUGGAGAUGUAUUACUGAUAUUAUUGGUUUACAAAUAGGCAUGUUUCCGGGACCACAGUCAGAUAAUAAAAUAAAUUUAAAAAAACAUGAAUAUACAACCAUAAUAUACCUUCUUUAGACAUCAUAGCUUUAAUGGUUAUUUUUACUUCUAAAGUCUAACUUUAGAGAAGCAGUUCAACUUCAAUGGAGUUAUAUAUUUUGCUUGAUUCAGCCGAUACUGAAAGUUUAAACUUGUGAUGAAUUUCAAGUAGGGGAAAUAUUUUUCACUGUGACUUUUACUUAGGAACCUAUAUUUCUACUUUUUAGAUAAUGACAUGUUGAACUUCAAAGUAGCUUCAUCAGAAAUGUCUGAAGAAGUCUCAACAAAACAUGUUACCAAUUAUUUCAAAUGCACACAUAAGUGACAGUUUUAGUCAAAAGAAUUUCUUCUAGGUACUUGAAAUUAGUUGUGAUAUAUUUUCCCACAUAACUUAUCUCAGGUUUGGGAUGUAAUUUCUUAGGUCUUAGAAGGUUUGAAAUUAAUUACUUACUUAGUUAAUAUAUUUUGACAAACUUUUCUGUUCAAAUUGUGCAAACAAUCACUGUUCUGUAAAAAAAAUGAAUCUUCUAACGAAUAUAUUCACCAGAUUUAAUUUAAAAUAAAGUAGUGCAUAUUUCAAUCCAAAAAAAAUUUUUGAAUUUCAAAUACUUAUUUAUUUUAUUGAUAUUGUCAAAGAAAGUGCGCCUCACGGAAGAUAAAAAAGGACCGAAAGAAUGCGACCACCCGUGCUACGCCCUGUACGUAAACAAACACAACUCUGCAUUAUUUGUUAUCGUAUUUAGUAUUUCUUGAUCGUUUUAGUAAGUGCUUCCUGUCCCCUUUUAGGCGUCGUCCAUUAUCUUCCGUGUGGCGCAGUUUGCAUGUCUUUAUUUAUUACAUCCCAUAAAUAUUAGGUCAAUUUUUACUAAAAUUCCAUGUCAUAAAUAAAAAUAAAUGCUCAAUAUUACAAAAAGUCUGCCUCGAACUGAAGUUACUUGUGCAACGAUUACGUAUUUGUAUAUCAGACGGUGUCCUGAAUAAGAAUGCACUUACUUAUAGAGAAAUAUUUUAAUCCUGAUUUAAAAUAAGUUGCGCAUUGCUGGGUUUAGCCUACAUACCACCUUUACAGACAUAAAUAUUUGCAACAAAGUUGUGAAUCCUAACAAAAAUUUCCUAAAACGUAGAACCUACAAUUUGGCCUGUCUAUUCUGAGGAAUAUAGCACAACUAUGGUCCCGCCCGAUCUCACAUUGGACUCUUAUUAGCCCGGGCCUCCAAUGGAAAAAAAUCACUUGCCGAAACCUUUUCAAAAUGAAGGAAAUAGAUUGAUUGCAAAUAGAUUAGAUACCUUUUCGAUUUUAAAGGGAUUUUUUUAAAAUAAUUCAAAUUUCUUAAAUUGUAUAAUGUGAUGUUACCAAGCACAGUAUUGCGCAACUUCUUUCUGAUGCCAACAAUUUUAUACUCAUUACAAAACACAUUUAGAGAAUAACAAUUCUAUCACCUUUUUGGAGAUUAUAGGUAGUCUUGAAUAAAAGGACUGACCCAAAGAAUUCCGUAAUUAAACACAUAGCAGGUGUUCAUUUGAAAAGUCUCACCCUUUCCGAAGUUAGAAGGCUUUUGCACAUUUUCAAGUACAUUUCUGAGGGGGUAUAAUUUUCUAUGUAAAAAAUUAACACUUGUAGAAUUUAUUCGAUUUUCCAAGAAAUAGGGGUCGCAACUUUUCAAAUCAACACCUGGUACUUAUAAUAAUUUUUGAAAGAAUACAAGAUGAUGGUACCUACGCUGCUGUUUUGUUAAAAAGUAUCAUUUUCAUGGAAAACAAAAAUAACACAGGGUUCUAAUUUUUGAAUGUUUUAUACUGUGGAAGAGGUUUUAGAGAAUAAUAUUCUAUACUUAAAGACGAAACUGUUUGUUCAAAUAUUUAGCAGGGCUAGAGAGUCUAGAAUUUUCUCUGUAGACUAGGAAUCAAUAUUUUAUUGUCGCAAGGCGACAGAAAUCCUAUAUAUAGAUAAUCAACAAGGAAUCCUUGUGCCAUUUAGUUUUAACUGAAUAAGCCAAAACUUUAAAUUGCGCACGGUUUGAGAGUGUAUAAGGCUGUGAUGUAAAAUUAGUUUUUAAGGUUUGUAUUUCUCUAGUUUGCUAAAUAGGUUAUGUUAUGUAGAUAAGUAUAUUAAGCUUUAACUGUGUAUUUGAUAGAACUUAGUCAUGUUAUAGUUCAAGGGCAGCUAAAGAUGGGAAAACAAAAAUCAGUGUUGAAAAAGAGAAUAAGUUCGCAUAAAAAUAUCCAUGAAGAAUUUCUGUAGAAUAUCUUAAUUUUGAAACAGGAAUUUCUAAAUGGAUAUUUAAUUUUAGGCUCAAAUACACAUUUGAAUAGGUAUCAUUUUAAAUAUUAAGUUGUAUAUAAGUACCUAAGUUAGAAUAAGAUUUUAAGAACUAUUAACCAUUGCAUAAUAUUAAGCGUAGAAGUGAGACUUUGGGCUUGGAUGACUGGAAUACUGUCAUUUGAAUUUUGUGGCUGCUAACCCAUAUCAAAAAAUAUGUAAUAUUAGAAAAAACCUCAUUAGUGUAUUUAAAUCAAAGAAUCUUCUUUGCGUCAUCUUAUUAAGCCACUUAACAGGUCCGAAGUCAUUGCUGCCAUGUAUUGCCAUGUUGUUUUUGUUUGAUCUUUUUGAUUUAAGCUAUCAGUUUUUUUUUUGUGAAUACAUACCUGCAUAAAAUAAAGGUAAAGUGAAGUGUAUUUUAUUAUGUAGCUAAAACACUAUUUAAAACGUAUAAUUGACGUAAUGCUCUAUAAAAUUAUAAUUUAUAUUUUUAGCACAAGAUAUUGUUUUAUUUAUACCUACAAACUGUCCAUGAGAAGAGCCUGUAUAAGGUUUCAAGUUUGAUGAUGACAUACAAAAAAAAAUCAUUUGAAAAUUAUUACACUAUCUAACAAAUUGUCAUUAAAUUUGACAAAAUAUGUUACUCAAUAAAGUAUAAGUUACUAAAAAUGUCAAAUCGGCACAACAUUUAUUACUCACAUGAAAAUAUAAACGAUAAUAACAGCCUAAUUUGUGUGAAGGAAAUAUUCAAAAUCCAAAAACAUUCAGCAAAAUUAGGCCUUUCCAUUUAAAAAACCAAAGUUGAUUCCGGCACGGUACAUCAGCUAUUCCAGGAACACAAUAUUUGUGCAUAAAAGAAUUCCACUUGGUUAAAAUAAUUAUUUCAUUCCAGACUUUAUGGACGGUCGUUGUAAUAAAGCGAAACUAUAGGCUAAAAUUCGAAUUCGUGGGGAUUUUAUGACACUGUGACUGAUUAUUUUCUGGCAUUUUACUAUUUGCUAACAGCGGUAAGUAUCGAGAAAGAUUUAAAAAAUACUAUUUACUGUAACAAAGUAAUUACAAUUAUUAUUAAAGGUAACAAACAAAACAGUAAGCUGCAUCGUAUUGUCGCGCUUUGUCGAUUGUCGACUUUUUACAAAACGCCUAAUAAUUUUGCAUUCUGACUAUGAUAUAUGUAUCUAUACAGGGUAUUUGGUAUGGAAAGUUUUCAAUGAGUGAUAGUUUGGGUCAUUUGGAAGCUGUUUGUUCAUAUGUACCCUCAUGCAAAGUGUCGCCGUUUUUUGAGAUAUCGCCAUUUUUAGAUAUUUUGUAUGUAUUUAACACAUAACUUUUUUUUCUUCCCGUAUUGUUUCAAAAAAGUGCAUAUUAGGAAUAUCGGAAAAAAAAUUAAGGGAGGUUAAAGUGUUUCUACCAAAAAAAAUUAAUAUGCUUUAGGAACAAUUUAUAUAUAUCCCAAAAAUAUCUAAAAAUGCUGAUAUGUCAAAAACGACAAAACUUUGCACAAGUGUAAAUACAUAAUAUGAUAAAACAGCUUCCAAAUGACCCCAACUAUCACUCAUUGAAAACUGCUAUUUACUACUGUUAGGUUCAAAGAGAGAGACCGUAAAAGGACCCCGCACACCUUACAUGGGAUUUUGGCGAUCGGUCGAUUUUUUUCAAAUUUUGAUAUGUUGUAGAAAAUUUAAUUCUUAACAACCUUUAAAUGAGACGAAAUUUUGUAGGUAUUACGGCCUUUAAGAUAUGAGCGUUGAAAGAUUAACUUUUUUGCGACUUUUUGUGUGGAGAGUAUACGAAAUACUGGUGCCACUGGUGUUUAUCAGUCAAAAUAUUGACAGGUUCACAUAUUUCACGUCACUAACAAAUUUUUCAACAUAGGCUAAGGCCGGGACCACACUGGGACAAAUGUUGACGCCAGUGCGGUCCCAGAAUCAGUUCUGAAUUGAACUGCGCAUGCGCAUUUGUUUAUUUAUGUUCGAUAUCAACAAAAGCGCAAGCGCAGUUCAAUUCAGAACUAAGUCCGAACAAACCUAUUACGUUUCACUAUAGAUCGGCCCUUGGUGGCGAUUUAUUGAUUCCAACGCAGUGCGAGAAGGAUAGAGCUAAUUCUGGCAAAACACAACGGGAUUUGACGGAUUUUAGGUGCUUGUUGUUUUUAUCAAGGAAGUUGUCAACGUUUGUGUCAACGUUAAUUUAUUCCGAUCGGUUUAAUUUCGUUUUUUUUUUUUCAAAUAUCAUUCCCGGAUCUGACUAUUUUGUUAUAUUAGAUAAAAAUAUGAGUGUUUACUAAUGACAUUAUAUUACGUUUCACUAUGGACCGGCCCUUGGGGGCGAUUUAUUGAUUCCAACGCAGUGCGAGAAGGAUAGAGCUAAUUGUGGCAAAGCACAACGGGAUUUGACGUGCUUGUUGUUUUUGUCAAGAAAGUUGUCAAUGUUUGUGUCAACGUUAAUUUAUUCCGGUCGGUUUCAUUGUGUUUUUUUUUAAAUAUCACUUCCGUAUCUGACUAUUUUGUUAUAUUUGAGUGAAAGGCCAAUGAAAAUAUCAAUUUGAUUCCUCCCUGUGCUGCAUUUAAUUGCAAAAUAAGAUGGCAGAAUGACAACCUAUUACGGCGCUUAGAUGAGAAUAUGAGUGUUUGCCUCAAAUAGCUCCAUCUCUGUCGGACCGCUCUUUCUAAUGUUGGCUGCAAACAAACACUGUUCGAGAAUAUGGCCAGGGCCGGUCCAUUAGUGAAAUGUCAUUGGAACUGCCAAUAUUUGGACUGAUAAGCACCAGUACUUUGUAUACUCUCCACACAAAAAGUCGCAAAAAAGUUCAUCUUUCAACGCUCAUAUCUCAAAGACCGUAAUACCUACAAGAUUUCGUCCCAUUUAAAGGUUGUUAAGAAUUAAAUCCUCUACAACAUAUCAAAAUUUGAAAAAAAUCGACCGAUCGCUGAAAUCCCAUGUAAAGUGUGCGGGGUCCUUUGUGCGUAAAAACCAAAAUUUGUUCACUGAGUGGUUUCAAAACCGUUCAUGGGACGGUUUUUGACGUGUUGGAACAGACCAAUUUUGUCCAAUCAGUUCUUUUUUGUUUUACCCAAUUAUUUUAUAAUUUCAAAUAAAACUUGUAAGAAUCAUGUUGUAGGUACUGUGUUAUAUGUUAUAUGUAUACCUUCCUAUUUACACACACAGGGUGUCCCAAAAAGAUACCGACAAACUUUAAAGAAUAGUAAGGGACAUCAAAACAAGCAUUUUUGUUUAUAUAAACAUAUGUCCGCAAAUGAGCCAUUUGGGCUGUAGAGUAAAAAAACUGUUUGGUACUUUUAUUCUUCGCAAUAAUUAAAUCACUGUUUAUUUAUUAUUUUUUCUUUAAUUACAAAUAAAUUAUGGUUUACAAUAAUUGCUCAAAAUGUUGACCAUUUACUUCACUGUAAAGAUUGCACCGUCGGGUCAUUAAUAGACAACUAAGUUAAUUAAGGAAACCAAUCACAAAUAAUAAAUUUCACGACGAUCCCAAGGUUCAAAAUGUUUUUGAUAAAGAAAUGUUUUUUCAUUUUAAAAAUAAACAAAAGUGCGACCACAAAUGUUUAGCAAAUCAUGCUGGUGGCCAACUAAAUAAAAAACCGAGUGAAAAAUGUCUAAUUAUUUGGGUAUGAUUCAAAUAGUUUUUUUGCUCUACAGCCCAAACGGCUCAUUUGCGGAUACAUGUUUACAUAAACAAAAAUGCUUGUUUUGAUGUCCCUUAAUACCCCUUAAAGUUUGUCGGUAUCUUUUUGGGACACCCUGUAUAUGUGACUUUCAACUGGGAUUUUUAUUGAAUAUACAGGUUGUUUGUCAAGUUAGGGUUUUCCUUCUAAUAUUUUCUUGAAAAUUCAAAAAUAAAGGAGAUAUGGUCAUUUUAAAUAAUAUUGAAAACCGAAUAAGUCCAUGUGCAAAAACUUUAUUUAAUACAAAAAAAAAGUAAAAUUCUAACAAAAUGUGUAGGAAAUCUGAAAGAUAAUGGAAAUGCAAAAACCUUAUUCUAGUCUAAAAUUUCAAUUUGUGAUUCCAGGCCCGCCUAAAAAAUUUGUUCAAAAUGGUCACCAUUGGAUUCGUUUUACCUUUUUUUCUAUUAAAUAAAGUUUUUGCACAGGAAGUUAUUUGAUUUUCCUAAAUAAGUUGUUUGAAUUUCCGUUUUCUUUCAGAUUUUGUAGAAUCUUUGUUACAAUUCUACCUUUUUUUUUGUAUUAAAUAAAGUUUGUGCACAUGGAAUUAUUCAAUUUUGGAUGUUAUUUAUAAAAUGACCAUACCUCCUUUAUUUCUGUGUUUUCAAGAAAAUGUUAUUUGAAAAAUUCGUUUAUUUUUUUAAGUUCUAUGUCAUCUUAGAAGGAAAACCCCAACUUAAAAAAAACCCUGUAUUAAUGAAACUAAAUACAAAAGCGUUGCUAGAAUGAAAACAAAGCACUGGUUUUAAUCAGAAACAUUUAUAGUAUAAAUAACAUAACAUAACCACAGCUUACAUAACAUAACAUUUUUACUAUAACAACGUAAAAAUGUCUGGAGAAUUUGGUUGAAAUCUAAUAUUUUAACAAAAGCAUUAGUAGUACGUAGUAGCUAUUUAAUAUUUUGAAGAAUCUUUUUGGUUGCACCAGUUACCCAUAUCGAUAGAGAAUAAGCUAAUUGGUUAACUAGAAAAAAAAAAUGCCAUGUUCCGCAGAAAAUCAUUAUUAUCCAAAAUGAACAACACUUAGCUUUCCACCAAAAAUAAUUUUUUUGGCAGAAGUGAAAAUUUCCACCUAUCAAUUUUUUGACCUUGCCAUGGCAAAUUUACUAUGUAAUUAAUGAAUUACAUUUUACAUCAGUAAGUACAUCAAUUACAUUCAUAAGACUUUACAUUAACAACCUACAUCAUUCUUUCAAUGUAUCUGGGAAAAAGAGUUAAUGGUGGGAUUAUUUAGCUUUUCCUUGGGCAGCAACAGCUUCCAUAGCUUUCUUGACCGUUUCUGGAUCACCCAAAAAUUCCAAACUCUUAAUUGGCUUAAGGUUUUCAUCCAAAGUGUAUACAAACGGAAUUCCAGUGGGUAGAUUCAAUAACAUAAUUUGGUCAUCCGUCAUUU
This is a messenger RNA of Ceutorhynchus assimilis (cabbage seed weevil), 9792 nucleotides long. The record is from the annotation of a GenBank genome assembly. Lineage: Eukaryota; Metazoa; Arthropoda; Insecta; Coleoptera; Curculionidae.